CUGAGCGAUUUGACAAUGAUUAAUCAGCAGCUAAGUCUUAAAGAGUCGUUCGCGCGUUCAAUUGAUUCAGUAGGACUCGCGGCUUCACACAAGACACUUGACGUUAAAAUGUCUCAGACAAGUGGCAGCACGGACAUCAAAGCAUCGGCCUUAGAGCUGAUCGGCAACACUCCACUCGUAGCGCUGGACAGGCUUUGGCCUGGACCUGGAAGGAUCCUGGCCAAAUGUGAGUUUAUGAAUCCUGGAGCGUCCAUCAAAUGCCGGUCGUCGCUUUACAUGAUCACUAAGGCCUUGGAGUCUGGAGCUUUGAAGCCGGGGGAACCGGUCUUGGAAAUCACCUCCGGGAAUCAGGGAUGUGGUCUGGCGGUGGUGUGCGCGGUGCUGGGACAUCCUUUGACCGUGACCAUGUCUGCUGGGAACAGCGUGCAGAGAGCGAUACACAUGGAGGCUCUGGGAGCCAGGUGUGUGAGGGUUCCGCAGGUGGAUGGCACAUACGGCAAAGUCACAUUGGCGGAUGUGACCGCAGCUGAGGAGAAAGGUUUGCAAUUGGUGGAAGAGACUGGCGCGUAUUACGUCAACCAGUUCAACAAUGAUAUGAAUUCUCGAGCUCAUUACGAAACAACGGGCCCAGAGAUCUGGAGACAGACUGGCCAGCGAGUCGACGCGUUCGUUGCCGCAGUCGGCACAGCAGGAACCUUCGCUGGGACCUCCAGAUAUCUCAAGGAAAAGGAUCCGAGUAUUGUUUGUGUGGUCGUGGAACCAGAAGGCUCUGAGGCCAUCAAAGGCUGCGAAGUAACGAAGCCAAUGCAUUUAAUGCAGGGCUCGGGAUACGGAUGUGUUCCAAAUUUGUUCAACUAUGAACACCUGGACGACACCAUAAGCGUCAGUGACGAGGAAGUCCUGGAAUACAAGAGGCUGAUCGGAGAAAAAGAAGGUCUGUUCGUGGGCUACACGAGUGCAGCAAAUGUCCUGGCUGCGGUGAAGCUGCUGAAGGCUGGAAAGUUGAAGGAGGACGCCUGGGUGGUGACCGUGCUCUGUGACACAGGCCUGAAGUACACCCCGGUGCCAUCAGAGAUCACCAAAGCGUAAUCUCCAAACAACAGUAUCUAAUGCACAGACGGAUAAAGAAGACGCUCUCACUAGCGAAUGAUAACGCUUCAUACGGAAAGGGGAUUUGGAAUAAAAAUAGCCCAAGUUAUUCCCUAUUACAGCCUCCUGCCAAUAAAAAUCUAGUCAAAAUCGGACCAACCGCUUCAGCGAUAAGCCGGAACAAACUAACAGACAGACAAACAUUUAAAACAUGUUAUUUUUGUGAAUGUCUCGUGUAUGUAUUGAUAUACUUGUAGUAAACAGUUAUUACAGA
This is a messenger RNA of Danaus plexippus (monarch butterfly), 1363 nucleotides long. RefSeq lists its product as uncharacterized. The record is from RefSeq and is a predicted model, not a curated record. NCBI's taxonomy places the organism in Eukaryota, Metazoa, Arthropoda, Insecta, Lepidoptera, Nymphalidae. Gene Ontology annotation, cellular component: cytoplasm. The transcript has 2 exons. Bases 16 to 1089 code for a protein of 357 amino acids.